Messenger RNA from Schistosoma turkestanicum, 5011 nucleotides. NCBI's taxonomy places the organism in Eukaryota, Metazoa, Platyhelminthes, Trematoda, Strigeidida, Schistosomatidae. The record is from the annotation of a GenBank genome assembly.
AUGGAAAACUGUGCCAAAAAUUAUUGACCAGUUGCGUGGGUAAGAAAUUAAAUGUGACGCAUUUAGUAGUUUAACUGAUCUGAUAAGCAAAAACUUCAUUAAUCCUUUUUGUAAAAUCUUUGUUUACUUACUAAUUUAUUGAAUAUAAUACAGCUACAUGUAUGCAUAAUAAAUAUGGAUAACAAGGCAUAAAUAAACGUUUUCUCAAAACAAACAAAUGAUUAAACAAAAAGGUGCUUAUCACCUAAGAAAUAUACAUAUCAUCUUUUAAGUUACGAAACAAAAGAUGUGUAAAUGAUUAUUUCGUUUAAAAAUGCUUCCUGUAUUCUGUAUUUCUUUCGAUUUCAUGAAAAUUGCAUAUAUUUUGAUCAAAAGCAUUAUAUAAUUUAGAUCAUAACAUACAACAAAAUGACAACCUCAGAAAUGGAAGGUGGUCGAUUCGAUUUCGAUGAUGGUGGAAGUUAUGUUGGCGAGUGGUGUGAAGGAAGAGCACACGGGUUGGGCAUAGCCACUGGACCAGAAAAUCAAGGUGAAUAUUCAGGUGAAUGGAACAUGGGAUUUGAAGCAAGAGGUGUAUAUAUAUGGCCAAGUGGAAAUAUUUAUAGUGGUACUUGGUUAAAAGGCAAACGUCAUGGUGAAGGUGUACAAAUCAAGGGACGCUGGGUUUAUAGAGGGUCAUUUACAACUGGAUUUUGUGGUCGUUAUGGUAUCAAGGAAUCUUUAACCAGUUGCGCAAAAUACGAAGGAAGCUGGCAUUUAAAUCAAUUCGACGGUUUUGGAAUAGAAACCAAUUCAGAUGGAAGUAUAUAUGCUGGAGCAUGGUCUAAGGGUAUGCGUCAGGGUCUUGGUGUUCGUCGUUCAGCUCCUUACGCUCUAGCAGCUGAAUUCAAUCGCACAGUACGCGCAGCUCAGUCCCAAAAUAGUUUACCGUCGGGAACAGAUUCCGAACGCGGUUGGAGAGGCACAAAUAGCUCUGGAGGUGGAAGUGGUGGUGAUGUCAGAAACAGUGCAGAAAGAGGUCGACCAGAUGAACGAAGAAGUGGGUUUGUUUUACGUGCAACAUCUUGCCCCUUACCAUCCUCCUUGUCAAAUAAUUCAAGAAGUAGCUCUUCAGGUUAUCGAAGUGCUACUCCAACAACAGAGAAGAAAUCCAUCUUUAAACGGAGUAUUUUUCGUAAAUUACGAAAACAAAAGUCAACGGGUGAUCUGUCAAUGGUUGGAGGAAGGUCAGUCGGUACAUUUUCCACUUGUGGUGGAAGUGGUGGUUUAUUUCACAGUCGUGGACGCCGGCCGGGUGGAUCACUAAGAUCAAAUAUCAGCACUUCAAGUCAGAUAACAACAAACUCAUUUGGUCGAGGAGACGUAAAGGCUGUUGGGAACGGAGGUCAAGGGCUUCAUGAAUUCAUGGAAGAACCAUUAGGACCUAAUGUUACCGAAACCUACAGUGGUCAAUGGAAUGAAGAUAGACGUUCAGGAUAUGGUGUUGCUGAACGAUCGGAUGGACUACGUUAUGCAGGAGAAUGGUUUAAUAAUAAAAAGGAUGGAUAUGGCGUUACGUAUCGUACAGAUGGAACUAAAGAGGAAGGAAGAUAUAAGGAGAAUAUACUUGUUCAAGCCUUGAACAGAAAAAGCAAAUUAUUUAUGCUUCGGCAUACAAAGUUAAGGGAUGCCAUAGAAGAAGCAGUAAAAAAUGCUGAAGAUGCAGCGAAAAAAGCCCAAGAAUGUUCGUAUGAAUCAGCCUGUCAAAGAGCUCAAACUGCACGAACAAUAGCAAGUACAGCUGAUGCACGUGCUCGAGAAGCACGUAAACUUUCUGAAGAAGCCAGAGCUAUUGCACGCGAAUUUUCUCCAGAGUUCGUUCAGUUAGGACUUAUGUGGGAAAAGCAAAAUCCUUUGAUGAAAAAAGAUAUUUUUGGAUUUAGUUCAAAUAAUGAAGAGGAUGUAACAGCUAGAAAUAGAAGAACCGAUCCUAACAGUUUGCAUGCCCAAGGUAUGUUAAAAGAAAACACUCUAGGUCCAGAUAAUUCUGCUCAAAUUGGCAAUAGCUUAGAAGUAAGCGGUGGAAGCCGCCAGGGUAGUUUCCGUUCAAGUUUUCGCCGUCGCGGGAAUGUUACAUCCGGAUUACAACAAAGCGAGCACUAUCCAAACGAUCAUUACAAGUACCAAGAUGAAACUCAAACAUCUAAUCCUACCAUAGAUACACAAAGAUACCACUCAAAAGAAUUUCAUGGGGUUGGGAAAGAGAAUAAUUCGGAAAUACAAUACAAAAAGCAAAUGGAUCCACAAAACACAGCAUCAGGAUAUCAACGAAGUCCAGCUGGAAGACCUAUAGCUAGAGCUGCCACAACUGGAUUUACUGGUUUAGGGAAUUCACCAUCUGAACAGCAACAAUUUGCACAGCAUAUAGCUCAACAUCCUCAUUCACCUUAUCUAAUAGCAUCAGCAAGUCAACAACUGGAUAUUCCUAUUGAACCACAAAACAAUUCCAGCCGAGGAUUCGAAUAUGGUACAAUGCCACGUGCACACAACAGACCUACUGAUACAGCGUCCCUUCAUUCCCCAACGGUUAGCAGUGCCAAGCUUAUGAAAACUGGAGCUCAUAGAUCAACUGAAAUCCGAAUAGGCACAACCCAACUUGUACAGCCAUGUGAAACAUAUCGUGCUCAUAUUGGCUAUGUGGAUGAUUCCCAAACACAUAAUUUGUUAAAUAUGGAAAUGAAUUUUAAUGGUCAGACUAAUUAUGAAGAAACGAUCAUGGAUAAUUGGGAACAAGAAUCUGUAUUAUCAAAAGAAGCUGUUUCACCACUGGGAACACCACUAUCGUCAGUAAGCAGGGUGCGACGUAGAACUCUACCGUCGAUAAUGACUGAACCUCCUAUUCAAACCACUAGGAAUGCAUGUGUUAAACCAGGGUCGAAAAUAUCAAACCCUGGAAGAAAUACUACAACGAAGGGAUCGAAUUUCAGUUCUAAAUUAAGUUGUAUUAUUGACGAUCAGACUGUACAUAGUGCUGAAAAUUUACCAGCUGAUGCAGCUGCUACUUAUAUCAUUGAGAAUGGAAUUCGAAAACGAGUUCAAGCCGAGUCUCAUCAUCGUCAGCAAAAUCAACGCAAUAAAAUUUCUACAAAACUAACAGGAUCACCUCAAAAAGUUUCAGAUACUAACUAUCUGGAAGGUAGUAGACCAGAAUGGACUACAGCAUAUGAUCCAUAUAGACCAGCUAUGGAAAACACUGGAGUUACAGCUAACAGAUCUGAAAUAAAUAAACAGCCUCACGAUCCAGAAACACCAGACUUAUUACCUCUCCCUAAGUCAUAUCUUAUUGAAUCGAUAAUUCACCUUCCUGGAGCCGUUAAAGAAGCCAGUAUGCCAGAUAUUUCCAUAAAUCACGGUCACACAGCGGAUAGAUAUGACAGUCCUUCAAGGCAUAGGUCAGUACAACAACCAGUUUCUGGAGAACUUACUCGUGAGGAAGUUGCACGCCUAAGUCAAGCCAGAAGACAGGAAUUAUAUCAUGAAAUGGAAAGACGAAAACGAGGUGAAAUUGUUAUACGCUUGGCCGAUAUUAAGGAUUGGAUUCGUGCUAAUUUCGUUAUCGUUUUCGUCUUAUUGAUCAAUGCCAGUUUAGCAUUUUUCUUUUUUAAUUUACUAACUGAAAAUUCAAAUCAAUCAAAUCCAUCACGUAAAACAAUUUCAACCACUGGUCGUUCAUCAUCGAGUGAUAUGAAUUCACCAGCAAUGAAAACAAUUAAAACUGCUAAAAAAUUUAUAUCGGCUGCCAUGAAAGCCAAACAACAAAAUGAUGCUGGACAUUAAUUUGUCAGUCAAUUACAUCAAUAUCGUCAUCAGCACAACUGACAGAAUUGAAACAAUAGUUUUUCUCUUUUAGUUUCGAGCGUUUUGAAACUUUUCCUUAUUUCUUUUUUGUUAUUAUGAUUAUCUGUUUGGUUUGAAAUAUGUGUUUAGUUACACAAAACUCUUCUAAGUCAAUUAUAAUGAGGAAAUGUGAGAAUUUCUGCAUACUUCGAGUUUUUUUCGUCACUGUUCUUAUUUUCAAAAACUAAUUGACACACACGUAAAUACACAGACUUACGUAAACUAGAGGAUUUUAUACAUUAUCUGAUAUAUUUUGCCGUGUACAGCUGAAAUGAUCACAGGUAACAAUGCUAUCAUGAAUGAGGAUUAAGACUGGUGGUCAUAUGCUUUGUAUAGUACUACUACUACUACUACUCAUACUAAUAAUAUACUACUGUUUUCAUUGCAAACCUAUUUCCCACUAACUAAUCUCUUUUCAUUUAUUCCACUAAUAUUAGGAAACACAAUUGUACACAGACAAAAAAUAUUCUUUACUACAACACUACUACACGUAUUUAUCACCCAUUUUAUUUUUUAAGGUAUAUCUCCUUUACUUGUCUUUUUUUUUCAAAAAUAAACAAUAUUUCCUUAAUUUAUCGUUCUAUUUUAUAGGUUUAAUGGUUUUUCAUAUUAUUACAAUUGUUAUGGUUGCAGUUAUCGUCAUUUAACACUUCGAAAACAUACUAAAGGCUAAACCUUCAAGUAAAAUUAUUCUAUCCUAGAUCAGUUAGUCUAUCGUAAAAGGCAACAAGAUAGAUUAUAUUGAUCGUUUGAAUCUUUGCUUUUAUUUCGUUAAUCUUUUUCUGAAAAUAAACUUAACAAAUAAUAAAGAUUGUGUUUCGUUAAGUAGCCAGUUCAACUACACACAAGCACUUAUUGAGGUGAUUAAAAACACAGUACAAAGUGUCAUUCAUUCCCUUUUAAACACAAACAAACCAAACAAUGAAUAUUUGUUUAAAAUUUAGGCAUUUCAGUAAUAUUUCAACAUUUGGUCUGAUUAAAUUUUUAUUUAAACUCUUAUCCCAAUUUCAUUUGUAGACAUUCAAUGCUCCUCUAUGUUGUUGUUAUUGUUAUCGUUUUCUAAUCUGUUCUUUUAUUCUGUCUAUUUUCAUUUCGUUCCCUACAUGUGUGUGUAUGGAGUUGCUCAAACUUUGAA